GAGGGAGGGUGAAAAGGCUCACUAUGUAACCAAUGGUAACUUCAGGAAUACGCUAACCUCAAUUCAAUAAAACCUCGUUUUCGAGAGUGCAACAAAUUCUCAUUGCAUAUUCUUCAACAGCUGCCAUGAAAACAUUCACUGGACAAUUGAAGCAAGGAAAACUUUUCUUCAAGUUCAUUAUCAAAUGAUUUCUUCUGGAAAUACGAACGAAAGGACAAAAUGCUGUAAUUGUUGACGACUUGGUGAGUUUUGCUAGCAAAGUACUGGCGUUACAAUGUAACUUUGGGUUGGAAACCUUACUACUGAAUUAUGGAACCCUUUACCAAUAAUUGCAGUUCAAAUGAAAUGUUUUUCGGCAAUGUAUUGGAACAGUUGGAAUCAGCUGCACUUCUUGAUGUAUCGUCUCUUGAAGCAAUAGCUGCAGAUAUCGAUUUGAAACUUGAAAACUUGAAAGAGCGAGUAACUGGGGUUGGCAGCAAUGUCAAAUUUGUUGCACCAGUGGAUGACAAGCAAGGUUUUGGUUGUGAAUCACGCUGUGAAAUUGACCCAUUGGCUUUAAACUGCUUUCUCACAAAUGUUGUUCAGGCACUAGAAUGCAAUGCAGGUUCUGAAGAUGCCAUCCUGAAAGAACUGUUGAUUUUUUGUUCCAGAAAUGGUUUCUUGUUGCCAGCUGUUACUGUUGAUGUCAAAAGGGACCCUGAAGGCUCUUCUACAUCCCUGAAUACAGUUUCUGGGGAAGUGGAAGAGACAACUUUUGAACUGUGGCACAAAAUAAAGUCAAAGCUAAGGACUGGAAUUUCCAGCCAAUUACAACAAGGAAAUAUAUUUUCUCGGUUGAAUUUUGAACAGCCAAUGUACCAAAAAGAGAUAAUGAAAAGAAUUCAAAUAAUUGAUUUAUUUAUGGCUGUUUUCCCUAUAAAUGAAAUAUUACAGUUGUAUUCAAGAACCAGAGAGCAGCAAUUAGAAAUCUUUUUAUCUGGUACAAAGAAGUAUUCUGUUUCAUGGGCUGAUGAAGAGAAUGUUGACAAGGUAAAGAUGGUGGAAAACCUUGAGACAUUUGUUGUUAACCAGCUGGACAUGCUGAACAUGGAUAUCCCAGUUCUAUGGAAAAUCAAUGAAUAUAUGCCUUCUUUCAGCAUAAGAUUGUUUAUUGAAAGUGUCUACCUACCGCAUUUGCUGACUGCAAUUGGCAAGGUCGUAAGGCAUUUUGGAGGGAGUAGUUCAGAGAGCGUGCGUGACACACACCUUACAUUGGCUUUCAAACCUAAAGAGGGACCAACCCCUGUCUCAAGCCUCGAUGACGUCAGAUUUAUAGCUAAAGCUUUUGCUAUCGCAUGGAACUGGGAAAAUGAAGUAGCUGAAAUAAUAGAGUAUUUUGCCAUCAAGCCAGAACGAAGAUUCAGUGGUGAGUGCAUCAGAAGUGUUUUGAAGCCGUCGACAUCAAUAUGUUCGGGAUCAGGCAGAACCGAAGGCCUUGAUAAUGUCAUCUGGGACGAGGACAAAGACAGAACUAAAACAGGUGCAGAGACGAAGUGGCCAUGGAGAGAACAGUUCAAAUGCAUUAUUUCUACUCUGAGUAGUUUUAUUCGUAAGAAUCUUCCUGCUGCAAACUACUUGCUUGAUUUGAAAGAAACUGAUGAAAUGACUGAGCUUAUACAUGUCAAUGAUGAUUUGUUAUACGACAACUGGAAAUACCCUAAAAAGCUUCCAAAGAAUUACGCCAAGGUUGUCUCCUUAUUCGAUGAGCUGGUGACUUUAGCAAGCCUCGGUGGUGGAGCUAUCUUUGAACCAGUUAAAGAAUCCUUCAUUGACGGAGUAACCACUUUUUUGAGGGACUGUCAUAAAAGCCUCAAUGACACUCUAGAGUCCCUUCCGGCCAAUUGCAGUGUGAAGACUAUUUAUUCCAUAAUUUGUUCAGCGUCGUUCCUUUAUCAUCAUCUCGUUUUCUACGAAGGCUGCAUAGCAAGUGAUGGCAAGAAGCCCUUUCGAGAUCUAACUCAGCUGUUCAAAGAUUUGCUAGACAAUGCAAAGACGAACGUCAUUAUGUAUCACUUGAAUGUUAUCACCAAUUCAAUAUUACACGAACCACAGAGUAACAACUGGUCUGACCACAAAGCAUUUUUUGAAGGUGAGAGGUACUCUUAUUGCAUCCAAAUGUGGUCCUUUUACAUGAAAUGCAUAUAUCUAGAUGUUUGGCAUCAAUUGCCGCAGAGAGAAAGCAAAGAAAUAUUGCUCGCCAUUCUCAACGAUAGUGUUGUCAUUCUAACCGGAAGGUACUCAAAGAUUAGGCCCUCAGAAGCAAGAACAAAACAAUAUAGGUGUGACGUGUCAGCUAUCUGUGAUGUAAGCACGUGGCUCAUUUGGAGUUUGUCAUCGUCCUACAAAGACAUUCUCUGUUCACCACUGACGGCCUCCAAGAUUCACAACUGCCACUCUUUAUGUUCAAUUAUGCUCCUCAACAUGUUGAUGGUUUCAGCUCCCCUGAAAAGUGUUGCAGAUUACCUUACCAACAAGGACGAAGCAGAAAAGAUCGAUCGUGAAAAUUUUGUGCCAGAAAGAAUCUUAUUUCAGUGGUCAGAGCCGUGUCUCUUUCCGACAUGCGUGAACAGCCUAGGCGAAAUGGAUGCAAAGAAAGCCGUUUUCGUUGUUUACAAGACACUAGUGAGUCAAGCAAAUCCAGCUUGGCCCUUGGUUUGCCAGUUGGUUCUUAUGAAAGAUGCUCUUCUGCCAACCUUAAUAGCAAGCUCAUCAGCAGACGAUUUUCUUCAAAAUCAAGGCCCUUCUUCAACCAGUGCUGGAAAUGAAAGCUACCUGAAUGCCAACUUUGUUGAAUGCGUCGAAAAAGAAACAGAGAAUUUGGAUCUGGAGCUGUUUUUCAGCCAUGUUUACUAUUUGCUUUUUAAAUCCUCUGCGAAGUCAAAUGCUUUGGCACAUUUUCUGAUGGCUUUAGCAAAUCGUGAGAAUACCUGGGGACUUUUCGACAACCACAUAGUGAUGCGAGCCAAGGCUACACAUCAGUCGCCAGUUUGGUUGAAAAAUGUUGAGAAGACAUUGAUUCCCUUCCUUUCAAGGUCUUUUUUGCCAGCAUUGGAGAUGAUUUGUGAAGUUGAUCGCGAAAGAUGUCAACCAAAGUUUGCCUUUACGAACUUAGAGAUGCUUCCCUGUGGGUGCCCUACAGUUGCUGAAGACAACUCCUGCACCUUAUCCUCCGAGGGUGCAUUGCUAUACCAGUGUCUGGUCACAACUUUGAACGUUUUUACAGAAAAUCUCAACACUAUACCGCGUAUUAUUGCUGUAUUUUUCAAUAGACUGAAUGAAUAUCUGUAUCAGAGACACUUCAGUGCUGCAACAAAAUCACCCGGACUUAAGAUCCUUGCUUUCAUUUCCUACAAAUGGCUGACGAUUAAGGAAAACAUUUCACAGCUCUUCGAUUUUCAAAUCUCUUCCUCGACCAUGAGUCAGGUUGAAUAUUUUGCCGAGCUGGUCUGGCAUCUUCUAUUCAAUUUGACAACAGAUGUCUCACAAAACCCAUCAAUUCCAAGCGAAAUUUUAUCUUAUAUAAAAGGUAAUAAAGCUUGGCUGCAAGAAAAACUGAAGAUGCUCACAAACUACUUCAAAGCAAGUGUGGCUAACUCGUGUACUGGUACAAUUGAUCAGAUGUCAGACGUUGUAGCCGAGAGCCAGUAUAUCACAUUAACUUCAACCUUAAUGUCUGCCAAGGAAGGUCGUGAAUCUUUGAAGUUUGUUUAUGAGAUACUGAAAGCCAAUAAGGAAAAAGUAGAAAAAAAACUACUUGUUGCGAGAUCCUCUUCAUUUGAAGGAAAGAUGAGAUGUCCAAGCCAGGGCAUGGAUUUCGGGCAGUCCGAGGAAAAUCCGUUGAUGCAAUACGACGCAUUUGGAGAUUACAUUCACGACCAGGCCAAAACAAUGGAAUCUGAAAUGGACUUCUCAAAGUGGGUUCCAUAUAUUGAUAUAUCCCCUAUCUCUGUACAAAAAAGAGUUAUUCUCGAAAGACAGGAAUUUCUUCCAGACUCUUAUAAGUAUCUUACAGACGAAGAAAAGAUCGCCCACGAAAAACUGUUACGCUACUUUGAGGACCAUACGUCAAGUGUUUAUAGUGAUAGGCCGCUUAGUUCUAGUAGCUCGUCGACCAGGUCAUCAAAUACAGACCCAAUUUAAUGAAUUGCUAACAAUAAAAAUGAGGUAUCUUGAUUUUUGUAGGCCGAUAUGCAUACAUGCACUGUAGGCAUACAUGUAGGCCGACAUGCAUAGAUGUCUUCAUGGAGUUUCUGGGUAUUGAGGUGACGUCUCUUAGUGCAUGAAAUGUUUGGGAUGUGAACUGUUUUGAAAAAAGACAUCUUCAAGUUUCAGUUGUAAACAUGACACUUUCUGGGUUUCUACAGGGAGUUUUCUGGAUGUGGACUCGACGUUUACUUAAUGUAGACAUGAUGUAAUCUUAAUUGAUGCAACCUACCUUUUUUCAAUGUAGAUGCGAUGUUUUCUUGAGGUACACAUGACAUUUCUGGAUGUAGACAUGACGAUUCUUGAUAGAUGUUUCUCUGUGCUUAGACAUUAAGUUUCUGAGCAUAGAUCUGACGUUGCUGAAUUUAAAUGUGAAGUUUUCUGGGUGUUUUCACAAAAUUUUCAUGGUGUAGACAUAACGUUUCUAGUUAUGCACAUGACGUUUUCUGGUUGAAGAUGUGACGUUUUCUGGAUGUAUACGUGAAGUUCUCUUGGUGUAAAGUAACGUCUAUGGUUAUACACGUGACGUUUGCUGAAUGUAUUUUCUUGAUAAAGACAUACCGGCUUCUGGAUAUAUACAUUUUUGGUAUAGAUGUGACGUGUUUUGCAUGUAGAUUUACAUAACAUUUUUUGGGUGUAGACGUGACGUUUUCUAGAUGAAGACGUAAAGCUCCUGGGUUUAGACCUGAUGCUUUCCAGAUGUACAGAUAAUGUUUUCUUUGUGUAUUUAUACCAUAACAGUUAUAUUUAAUGUAAAUAAAUCUAUGGAAAGGUUAUUAAUGUAUAAGCAGAUUGCAUGGAUGACUUUGUUUGGUUUGAUUGUUUGAAACUUUUCAAUCAAAUACAUCUCUCUCUACUACGAAAGAUAGAGAGAGCUUCUCUAUUCUACAUACUGUAUUUUCAAAAGGCAAAAGAUUUCUAGGGCUACCCUUAAGUACGACAGACCUAUUAGAUUAGAAAAACGAUUGAUCCAUCAUACUUUUUACCUGGACAUUGAUCCAAUUUUCCAAGGCUAUAGGCUUACGUUUUUAGCAAAUUU
Rhopilema esculentum is the source of this 5281-nucleotide messenger RNA. RefSeq lists its product as uncharacterized. The record is from RefSeq and is a predicted model, not a curated record. Lineage: Eukaryota; Metazoa; Cnidaria; Scyphozoa; Rhizostomeae; Rhizostomatidae.